CCUCUCGCAGGCAGUCUAGCAAACUGUCGCGUUAAAACGUUGAAGCAUUGUGUCUAGCCGCUGAGACUGACCACCAUGUACGCCCAGGCAGACGGCGAGGGAGUAGUGCAUGAGCGGCAUGCGAUCGGUUGCAAACGUUCAGGCGCACACGGGCUUCAACCGGUCACUGAUAAUAGCACACAGACCAAACAUGCCCACCGAACAGCAAACUCCAAUCACCACAUGAAGCAGCAGCACAGCAGCGCCGGCACAGGCGCCGCCUCGGGCACCGAGGCCAGGUUUCAGGCGGUCCUAGCGAGAAGCAACCUGCUGCACUGCCUGUGCAUGCAUCUUUUCUACGUGACUGCCAUCCAGCUUGCCUUCGUUCUGCGUUCCGUUUCUGAGAGCAGCGAGGCACCCGCAGCAGCCGGUUGCGAGGCGCAACGGGCGGCCGGGCUUCUGCUGCCGCGCUAUCCCUGUGGCGGCCCCGAGGAGGCUCAGGUGCGUAUGCUGGCAAUGUGCGCGUGGUGCCGGGAGUGAGAAGGGAGGCUGCGGACGGAGUAGACGGAAUUCUUGGCAGGGUUCGCGCUCGGCGACUCAGCGACGCGCUCCGCACGCGCUUGGUUGCCGGCAGAGCAGCUCCAUGAAACCUAGGCAAAACCCAGGCCUCGAACCGCUGUAACGCAGCUGACAAGCGCGCUCAGAACCACAGUCCAACGCGCUUCCCGCCUCUCCUGCCAGCUCGACCGGCGCAAUUCCUCUCCGCGCUGCCCCACACAACCCAUCACAAUUCAAUCAAAAUGCACCCCGUUAUACAGGCACGACACGUCCUGGCGCACGCGCUGUUCUAUUUCGUGGAGCGGCCUACCCGGCUGGCAGACUACGGCGUCGCGUUCAACACCGCGGCAAUGCUGCUCGUGACCGCCUGGCUGCUGCUGCUUACCACCUUGAUGGCGGCGGCCUCGCUGGCCCAGGCCUUGCGCCGCGGCUGUAGCAAAACCACUGGCGCCUUGCGGCCCGUGGGUCGCGGUCGCGGAGGGCUGCUGGCCGCCGCCGACCCGCGCGGCUUCAGCUUCGGCACCAACACUAGCGACAGCAGCGGGGAGUUCGGAGCUGCCGAGCCCUCCCGUCGGCAUGCCUGCCUACAGCUGCCAGCUGCUGGGGCCUCAGGCCAGACAGCCUCAACGGCAGCAGCUGAGGGUCAGCAGCAGCUGCUGCUACUGCCGCCCGCCGCGCAGCACAGCAGCAGCGAGCCGCUGGUGUGCCGUGCUGCGGCCCUGUGCUGGCGCGCCUGGCUGCGCGGCCGCGCCGCCGCGCUGACCGUGACGCCGCUGCAGUCGUGGUGCGUGGCGCUGCCGCUCACGCUCCUCCUGCACAGCUGCUGCCCGCCCCCCGCUGUCUGUACUGGACCCGCGGACACGACCACCGACGCAGCCGCAUCUGCCGUCGUGGCCGUUGCUGCGACUGCGGCGACGAUCAGCGGGGCCGCCGGCCUCUCCAGCUCGCCCGGGAGCACCGCCGCCACCGCCGGCGUGUACGGAAGCCACUGUGCGCUCGUGGCGCCGCCGCAGCUGCUGCCAUCGUCACCUUCUGCGAACAGCGUGGCGCCGCCCUCCUGGCGGCGGCUGGGCUCCUACCAGCUCGUGAUGGGCGCGGUGCAGCGGCCGGUGUGGGACAUGGCCCUCACGGCGCUGCUCAUGGACGGCAUGCGGCUGCGCUUCCGGCAGAUGGCGGCGGUGAGCCUCCUGCGCGCCACAGCCGUGUCGCUGACGGCUGCCUUCGUGCAGGUGAGGGAGGCGGCCGCCGCAUCCCUGCCGGACUCGCCCACCGAUGUCACUGCCGCUGCUGCCGGAGGCCUGGAGGCGGCAUCGUCUUCGGCUACGCGGCUGCACCUGGUGGCGGCGUGGGCGCGCGCGGCGCUGCGGCACCUGGCCGUGAUGCUGCCGCUGGCGUGUGCGCCGCUGAUGUACUGGUGGUGGUCGGAGCAGCGCAUGCGGCGGCGCCUCGCGCAGCUAGAUGCCGGGACCGAUGCGGCUGCUGCGAGUGCUGCUACCGCCGGCAGCGGCCGCGUGCACGCCUCCGCCACGGACGGUUGUGAGGCGGCAACCGGCACUGCGUCGCCAUGUGCCACUGCUGCUCCCGCCACCAGCACUGGGAAGCAGGGCGGCAGCAGCAGCUCGGCUACGCGCGAGCGAGGAAAUGCAUUCCUGGCAGACGCCGCAGCACAGCCGCCUCAGGCCGCCGUAAGGACUGGCAGCUCCACGGCGUCCGCCGUUGCAGCCAGCGACGCCAUCCCGGCAUCUCCCUUCGGCCUGCAUGCCGGUACCGUGAAGGGCUCCAAGAUGGCCCCUGUCACUGCCGCGGCAGCCGCACCAGUCGCACGCCCGGCCCGCCUCACCUCCGCCUACAGCUCCGGAGCGCUCAGCUGCAGCCACGCACAGGACCUGUCCAUGUCAGCGCUGCUUACGUCAGCAGACAGCAGCCUCAGCAACGGCAGCGGCGCCAGCUGCCUUAAUCCUGCCGGCGGCGUGAGCAGCGCUGGUGGCAGCAGCUCUGGCGGCGGUGUGUGCGGCGGCGUGAGCAGUGCCAGCGGUGGCGCCUCCGCCGUCGCGGCUGCGGCUGUCAGCGCGAUGGCCGACGUCCUCCGCAGUGACUUCGCCUCUGCCAUGUCGAGCUGCUCCUGGCUGAGCGACGACGAGGCGAUCACGUCGGGCUCCGUGUUUGGCAAUGAUGACCACAUCCCUGCAAACGCGCUGGAGCUGCCGCCGCCGCACCUGAUGCUGUCUACGGGCGCGCUGCUGCUGUCACCGGCGCCGCGCCGCAGCCUGGAUUCGUUCCUGUCGAACGCGCCGGCAGCACGCGGCGACCGCGGCACCGGCGGCGGGCACAACAGCCGCGGCAGGGAGCGCGGCGGCAGCGCCCCGGCUGCACGCAUGCAGCCGCCAGCUGCAGCCAGUGCUGCCGCGAAGAGUCAGCCCGUAGGUGUACCGGCUGCCAACGCAGUGGUCAAGAUGGACCCGGCGGCGGUACCUCCAGCCGCCGCGUGUGGCCCUGAUGAGGCCAUCAGGGGCUUGCCAUCAGCGGCCGGCCCGCCGUGCCCAGGCCCCAGCUCUGCAGCCGCCGCGGACGGCCAGCAGCAGCAGCUCCCGGCGCCGCCAGCGGAGGCAGCAGUGCCGCGUGCCCACCCGCCCUCACCCAUGACACCGCCGCUCACGGCAGCUGGCGAUGAAGCCGACGGCGAAGGCGCCACGCCAGUCGUUGCAGCCAAGCCGCAGCAGCCCGCAGCCUCCGCCUCCAAGGCGGAACCAGCUAUGCCGCCAGCCGCCGCUGCAGAGAUCACGACGGGCCAUCCAAGCUCCAACCGCCCUUCUCCGCUGUCGCCCGUGCCUCUUGCCGCUGCUGACGCCACGACCCUGGCCCAGCCCGUGCUGCAAGGCACGCUGCACGCCGUGCCGGUGACCGCUGGCCCGCCGCGCAGCCGGCUGGCAGCAGCCGGGCGGCUGCGGCCUCUGGGCAGCGGCCGCAGCAUGCGGGUGCUGGGCGCUGGCGGGCUGCUGCAGCAGCGGGGCGCAGGGGCUGCGGCGCCGUAUGUGGGCCUGACCUGCAUGAGGACGUACAGCGUCAAGGUGCGUGACCCCACCGGCUCUCAUGAGGAAUACGCGGCCCGUCUCGCGGCCGCAGUGACGCCGCUCAUCCUGCCGCCCGGCAUUGCGGCGGAGCGCCACCUGCACCUGCCCACCGCCGCCGCCGACACCACCGCGGCCCACAGCCUGGCCCACAGCGGCCCCCUCACGCCACAGCCGCUGUCCUGCCUGCUCCCAACCACAGCCGCCACCAGUAUCGUGACGAGCGGGAGCGGCGGCUCCAGCCACCUCAUCACCCAGCCAUCUGCGACCGGAGCCUACGCAGCAGCACCAGCACCAGCACCAGCAGCGCCACUGGUCACCGCCACCAACAACGGCCUGUCAUUCACAAGCCCGCCACGGCCGCCAGUGCAGCUGCUGCCGACCGCCACGGCAGCAGCGGUGGGAGCAGCACCUGUAGCGCCCGCGCUCACGGGCGGCUAUGUGGUGGUGCAGGGCUGCGUGCAGCUGAUUGCCUGGGUGCGCGGCGUCGACGGCGCCAUGGUGCAGCGCGUGGUGGAGCUCAACGAGGAGAUGGCGGCGGCCUUGGGACUGGACUCGGCGGCUGUAGCCGCGCUCAUGCGCCAGCAGGAGGAGCAGCAGCACCAGAUGCAGCAGACGCUGCAGCCCACACUGCCGCCGCUGCUGGAGGCGGCAGGCGGCGGCCAGGAGGCGACGCCGAAGGCGCAGCACACAGCUUCGCCGCUGGCACUCCUGCCGGCGGCUAGCAGCGCUGGUCAGUCAAUGGCAGCGGCGCUUCCGGCGGCCGCCGUGGCCGUACAGCCGGAGAUUGGUGUGGCUCCCCCGGCGCCGGUGGGCAUGGACCUGCCGCAGGCGCUGGUGCAGGCCCUGCCUGACGCCUCGCGCAUUGGGCAGUGGACGGUGCAAACUCCUGCUGCUGCCCAGACCGCCCUGCCGCCACCUCUUGCGGCGCCCGUGUCGCCGAUCGCCCUGCCUUCUGGCGGCCUGUCCCUCUCCAUUCCACCUCCAUCUGCGGUAAAGCCGCCCAUCCCUGGAGCUGUCGACGGGCCUACAGCCGCGACGCUGCCAACGCCGCACCUGCCGGCGGCUUCGCCGCAUUCUACGGCGCUGCCGCCGUCCGCGGCGCCGGCGGCUGGUUCUUGCGCACAGCCCGCCGGCGCAUCUGGCGCCGUCACCGGAGUUGCUGCAGCGGCGCAAGGCGGUGUCGGAGAGCUUACCAUCGAGUGUGCGUGGACCCCGUGUGUGCCCAUCGCGCCAGCCUCCUCGCCGCCUCUGGAGCUGGAGCUGGGCCUGACGUCUGCGGCGCCCCAGACGCUGCGGCUGCUGCUGGUGCAGCACGGCACGCUGCUCGCAGACUUCACAUGCGUGCUGGGCGAGGGGCCGCAGGUGCUGCUGCUGCCGGUGCCGCCGCAGCCGCAGCCCACCGUGAUGCAGCUCGUGUUCGCGCCCGCCGCCGGCGCCGCCACCGCAAGCACGCCCCUGCUGUACGACAUCGCCACACUACUCGCCGUACCGGAUGACGUGGCGGGUGAGCUGGCGGAGCUGAGUCAGGUGAUGCGCAUGGAGUACGGAGACGGUGGCGGUGCGGCCAACACCAGCACUGGCGGCGGCGCUGCGUGGCGGGACCACUACGCGCCGCUCAUCUCCGACCUCGCCUACAUCAUGGAGAGGGCGGAGCUGGCGGCGGCUGCGUCCGGCGCCGCAGCUGCAGCCGGCGCCGCCGCGGAGGCUGCAGCCGGCGGCAGCCGCCAGGCCUGCGCCGCCGCCGGCCGCAUGGCGGCGGAGCGCGCCGCCCUGGCGGCGAACGCCGCAGCCGACGGCCCCACGGCGGUGCUGCGGGUGGCGCAGCAGCUGGUGACGUACCUGCAGGGCAAUGGCAUGGCCGCCACAGCGCGCUUUGUCAUGGCCACGGUGCACCAGGCGCUGCAGCUGCACCUGAUGCUAGACGAGGCGGCGGCAGGACAGCGCGGCGCGGCGGCACCUGCUGCUGACGCGGGUGCGGCCGUGCCCGCAGCUCUGCCUGCGGCUGAAAGCUCUGGUGAUGACACGCAGACUGCCGAAUCGGCUCGGUCGGGCCCUGGGCAGGCUGCUGUGCGCCAGGACUCCAUGGCAAUCCAGCUGCCGCCGGCCCUGCCCACCCCGUUUUCCGCGGCUAUGAAGCCGUGGGGCGAGGAGGAGAGCUCAGGCGAGGCAGCCGAGCAGCCGCAGCGGCCGGAUCCACAGCCAUCUUCGCCAGCGCUGAGGCUCCCGCCGGCCCUGCCCACCCCGUUCUCUGCAGCCAUGCAGCCGUGGGGCGAGGAAGAGGGCUCAGACGAGGAGGCCAUCAAGCAGCCGCAGCAGCUCGAACAGCGGUCACCCUCGCCGCCCAUCAAGCUGCCACCAGCACUGCCCAGCCCCUUCUCAGCUGCCAUGCAGCCGUGGGGCGAGGAAGAGAGCGCAGACGAGGCCGAGGCAGCCGAGGAGCAGCCGCAGCAGCUAGACCCGCAAGUACUUUCGCCACCGUUUAAGCUGCCACCGGCACUGCCCAGCCCGUUUUCUGCGGCCAUGCAGCCGUGGGGCGAGGAGCAGGGCAGCGAUGGCGAGAGCGCCAGCAGCGCUGGUCAAGACGUUGGCGGCUCCUCUGCCACGGGAGGCGCUGCGGAGGCGCCUGCUCGCCAGCAGUCUUUGGCCAUGAAACUGCCGCCGCAGCUCCCGAGUCCCUUCGCUGCCACCAUGAAGGCAUGGAGCGCGAAAAGCAACGAUGGCAGCAGCAGCAGCAGUGAGGCAGAUGCAGUCACCGCCCUGCCGCCGUCGCCGCUGUCGGCGCCACUGUCGGCGCCACUAUCGGCGCCACGGACUGCGUCAGCGGGUGCCUCUCGGCAGACUUCACAGCAGCUCAAGUUGCCGCAAGGCCUCCCCAGCCCCUUCGCCGCAGUGCAAGAGCGCCGGGUUGACGGCGCCAGCAGCUUCGGAGACACGGCGGCGGUGCAGGCCAUGGCCAGGCAGGCCUCUCGCCAGCCGUCUACGACACUCAAGCUGCCCAAGGGCCUGCCGAGCCCCUUCGCCGCCACCUCCGCGCCGUGGUCAGAUGCUGGCAGCGAUGAUGACCAGCCGUCAAGCAUCCAGCGCGAGUCACAGCCCCGGCAGCAACAGCAGUUGCAGCAACAGCCUGUUCGUCAGCACAGCGCUGCCCUCCGUCGCCACAGCAGCGCCCGACACAGCCGCCAUGCAAGCCGCCAACCCUCUGCAGCGCUGCUGCCCAUUGACGAGCCCGGUGCGACUGCUGCGGCGUCCGCCAGCAGCGCUGCGUCGACCCUUCAGCGGCGAGAAAGCCGGCAGGCGCAGGCAGAAGCCCACUGCAGCGGCCAUAUGGGCGGCCUCGGCGGUAACGGCAGCGCACGCUCCAGCCACCCCUCAUCCAGUGGCGCCGCGUCUUCGGUCAGCAGCGCCAGCCCAUUCGCGCUCAUGGCCUCACGGCGGCCUCGCAAUCGCUUCGGCAACGGCUCCGGCUCCGGCAGCGCCAGCGGAAGCUGCGGCGCGGGCGGCGGCGACGGCAGUGGAGAAUCCGAGUCGGCGGCGCCGGUCAGCGAUGCACGCCGCCAGCACAACGGCAGCGGCGCCUCGUGUGGCAAAACCGCGCCAUGCGCUCACGGUGCCGCUGCGGCGGCUACCGCCGCCAUGCCGCCGUCUCCCUUCCUGCAGCCCUCGCCGGCGUCGUUUGCGCUCCUCGAGCCCGCUGCCUCCAACUGGAGUGGCCGUGUGACGGCGACGCAGCCGUCCAACAGCUCUCGCACCUCGCCGCCCUUCAGUGGCCGCACCACUGCCGAGAUGCCGGUGGCGCUGUGUGAGCUCGCCAUGGACGCGGCUCUGAGCCCGCAGCUGACGGGCCCCACCACGCCCAUGAAUCAGACGCCUGCAACCCAGCACUCCAUGACGGGCGCCUGGCAGCAGCACCUAGCGAGCCCCUCGCCCGCUUUCGCCGCCACCAAUGCGGCCGCAAGCGCGAUGGCAAGCAGGCGCCGCGGAGGCUGGGUUACGCACCGCUGGACGGACUGUACCGGUACGGCCGCACUGGCUGCCCGGCGGUCCACGGUUGGAGGAUCGGACGGGCCCAGCGGUGCCACUGCAGUCGCUGCAUCGGGGCUCUCUGAACUGCAUCGCGUGCGGUCCGCGGCGCUCCGGGGCGACCGGGCUAGCGCUGAGGCUGUGUACGGCCGAGGCCGCAGCGGCGGCGGCGGCGGCACGUCAAGCGGCGGGGAGGCUGCGGCGCCCCGCAUGCCCCUACCUCCCCGGCAGCGGCGCAUCAGCGAGCACGGCAACGAACCCAGCACUGCCCCCAACGACAUGCAGACCGCCGCCUCGGGCGCCGCAUCCCCGUCGGCUGGCCGCGGCUACCUCUCCAGUGACCUGUGCGGCGGGCUGGCCUGGGAGGAGGUUGUGACGACGGAGGCGGUGUGCAAGCUUGGUGUCGGGGGCGAGAACGCCACAGCAGAGCAGGCCGAGGCUAGCGUAAAGGCCUCGCCGCCAGCCCCGACGCCAGCACUGCCGACACCGGACGCCGGCGCGCGCGGCAGCAUCACCGUCUCACCCGCGGGCUCAAAUGCAGCCGAAGCCUUUGUGAAGGGCGCCUACGGCGUUGACGUAACCAGUGACGGCUUCGCCCGCUGCUUCAGCCUUGGUGGCUCCACGUGCAAUGACAGCUUCGGCGCCCGCAGCCGCUCUGACGGCCCUGCCGAUGCGCUUGCCGGACGCACCGGAUCCCGUCACGGCAGCGGAGGUGGCUCUGGCCGCAUGAGCUCACAGCCCUCCCUUGACGGCGGCCGGACCGGCGGCAGUGGCCGCCGCUCGUCCAUGGGUGCGUCGCUGGCCCUGCUCACCGGCCCCCGCAUCAUGCAGGCGCUGCAGGACAGCUGCUUGGGCUACACGCCUGCUGAUGCUGCGGCGUCGCAGCAGGCGGCGGACGCAGCCGCGGCGGCGCCGCUGGCAACAGCGGCUGCUGCCGCCGCCCGCCCUUCACCGCUGCAGCAGGGUGACCGCAAGCUGCGGCAGCGCCGCGGCAGUGCCGCCCACACAGCCGCCGGCGCGCUCGCCGAGUCCGCCGCCUCCGCUGUUGUGGCUGUCCGCCACCGCUACUCCGCCUUGUAUCAACGCCGGCACACGCGCGCGGAGGCCGCCUACGGGCUGUACCACGCGCGUCAGGCUCUGGCGCUGGACAGCUGGACGCUGGCGUACAUCGGUCUGAAGGCGCUGGUGUGCCUGGCCGUGCCGCUCAUCACCACCGGCACUCUGGACCGGCAGGAGCUGCUGCUGGUGGGGCCGCACCUGCUGCUGCGCAUGCUGUCCUUCGCGCCCAAGGCUGCCGUGCUGCUGCUGGCGCUUUGCACCCGCGCCUACACCGCGCUGGCCGCCCGGAGUGCCAGUGCCACCGCUGCCCUGUUCGCCCGCUCGGCCGCCACAUCUGCUGCCCGGCUGGGCACCACUCCCACCGACACGGCGCUGGUUAUCGUCGCUGAGCCGGCGUGGGCGGUGGCCUGGCGUGAGGCCUGGGUGCUGGCCUGCGGCUACGCCGAGCUGCUGCUGCUGAUGGCGCCCAUGGCACUGGGUCUGGUGCCGCCGCCGGGCAGCCUGGUGGCGCGGCUGCGGGGUCUGGGGCUGGAGGUGCUCAUGGACGGCGUGCAGCGCGUGGCGUUCGACCAGGUACGCACCUGGCGCCGGCUGCCGCAGCACACGCUCCACUGCGGCCUGGUGUACGUGCUGGCCGCCCACCAGCUGCGGCUGCCGCACGCCGCCCCCCUGGCCGCCAUCACCUGGCUGGCCGGGCUGGUCACGUGCCUGGUGCUGGAGGUGCCGCGCCGCAUCGACUUCGCUGCGAUGCACUGCGGCCCGGCUGCGGCUGCGGUGCAUCAGGCGGCGCGGGCGGCGCUGCCACCUCCGGCGGGCCAGUCAGGGCAGCAGGCGCCUAUGCAGGCGCGCUAAGGCCGAGGCAACGGCAUAUAUCUAUUGGUCACCGCAAUGCGCGAGUAUUCAGUUUCACGUCCGCAGCACUCCCAACAUGACGCGCGGGAUGAGAUGGACUCCGUGCGUCGGAUAUUGCAGGCGUCUGAAGUUUUUGUGGGCAUGGUUUUUUCAUUUCACUGGCAUGCGUGCACGUUUGCACGCGCAGCGCAGGGGCCUCACCAAAUACAGUCACAACAAGGAGGCCCCCAAACCAAGCGAGUUGCAAGCAAUAAGUAAACACUAUUCGAGCCUAAGCUCUAUACACGGCCCAAGCGGCGGCUAUGGCAUGUACAGGUAGUAAACUUUAUGGGCGCCGCAUGCUGUGGGCGUGUACGGCCUAGACACGGAGGUACUCGCUCACCAUGCACUUACGACAAUUUUCAGGUGACGGCGAUUUACAGUGCCGUACGUGUUUUGGAUCACGUUGAUGCGUAUGCAAAUUGCAGUUGUGUGUGUGUGUGUGUUGCCAAGCUAUCGAGGCUUCAAAUACUGAAGCUGGCUAAAUAGGAAGCCCCCGGGGCACAGAUGUAGCAGCACCCUGCCCGUACCCAAGGCCAUUGCCGCGGCGGGCGCAGUGGGGUAUGCAGAUAGUGGUUUGUUUUUGGUUAGGGUGGUGGCGAUGCCUGUUUGGUUGGCCAGCGCAUGCAGUUUCUUUGAGUACACAACUGUUUGGUCGAGAUGUAGAGCAGAAGGCACGUGAUGGCUCCUGGAUUUGUGGUCAAAUUGCGGGGACCAGUGA
Molecule: messenger RNA, 10299 nt
Organism: Chlamydomonas reinhardtii
Lineage: Eukaryota; Viridiplantae; Chlorophyta; Chlorophyceae; Chlamydomonadales; Chlamydomonadaceae
Exons: 6
Coding region: 780-9539 (2919 amino acids)
Source: RefSeq, a predicted model, not a curated record